AUGACACUUCACGACCAUGACGGCGCACACUUCAUCGCGCACGAUUACCACGUCACCGCCCCGACAGCGGCGAAACCAACGAUUGGCAUCCGCAGAGAGGACCCGGCGCGAAUAUGGGAGCGGAGGUGUCCUCUGACACCGCACGCUGUGCACGAGCUCAUUGAGAGGGACGGUGUGGACGUCCUGGUAGAGGAUUGCGAUAGGAGAGUGUGGACAGGAAAGGACUUUGCGACGGCGGGCGUGAGCGUGGUUGAGAAUCUCGCACCCGCACACAUCAUACUGGGAAUCAAGUAG
Laetiporus sulphureus 93-53 is the source of this 294-nucleotide messenger RNA. RefSeq lists its product as uncharacterized. Lineage: Eukaryota; Fungi; Basidiomycota; Agaricomycetes; Polyporales; Laetiporaceae. Gene Ontology annotation, cellular component: cytoplasm. The record is from RefSeq and is a predicted model, not a curated record. The coding region runs from base 1 to 294 and encodes 97 amino acids. Gene Ontology annotation, molecular function: saccharopine dehydrogenase activity. The transcript is spliced from 3 exons.